This is a messenger RNA of Pediculus humanus corporis (human body louse), 3972 nucleotides long. RefSeq lists its product as uncharacterized. NCBI's taxonomy places the organism in Eukaryota, Metazoa, Arthropoda, Insecta, Psocodea, Pediculidae. The coding region runs from base 1 to 3972 and encodes 1323 amino acids. The record is from RefSeq and is a predicted model, not a curated record. The transcript is spliced from 4 exons.
AUGUUUUCAUCGGGUUCUUUAAAAAAAGGCGUGGGUAGUACAACGUCUGAUUGUUCUUCACCGGGACGUAAUAGCAGUGUAAGUAGGCUGCCAGUUGGAAUUAAAUCUAUAGGGGAUGAAAGUCAAAAUUUUAGAAUUCAGUUGGCUGUUCACAAAUAUAAUAAUUCUAAUAAUGGAUCCGGAAAUUCCAAUUGUAACCUAGUGUCAUCUCCUGUUAAAAAUUCAUUUUUUAAAUCGCUUAAUAAAUCUAGGAGCUAUGAAAGUGGUACUGAUUUGAUACAGGGUGAAAAAAAAUUUGAAAACCGGUUUUUGAAUAAUUUACCAGAUUUAUGUUCUGAUGUAAAAACAAAUAACAGAUCAGUGCUUGAUGUACUUCAAGAUUUGUCUAGGAAAAGAAUAAAUUUUAAAAAUGAUAACAAUUACUCUCGGUAUAGAUCGAAAGGACUCGGUGGAGAUUUACCUUCUGAUGAAAAUGUUUUAUCCAAACCAUUAUUUGUACAAAAGGAAUUAAUUAAAAAUAAUAAUGUGACAACCACAAGAGACAACUGCACUCAAACAUUGCAAAAACAAUAUGAUGAAUCGGAUCCUAAAGCGCAACUUCGUAGAAAACUUGCAAAACAAAAUAAUGAAAUUUUUGCAUCCCUAAGUUCUAGUAUUUAUUCAGGAUAUGCCUUAAAGAGAAAAAUAGGUAUGUUAGAUAAAAUUUCUACUGCUAAAGAUGAUACGAAAAAAGGAUCGAGUUUAUUAAUUAAAAGGCCUAAAAUAAAUGAUAAUGUAUUUAUGACUAAUAACGAAGGCGACAAUUCUAAAAUUACAAAUGGCGUUAAAUCUCCUAUGAAUGAGCUAAAUAAAAAAAGCAAGAAAAACGCUAUGACUGAUGGAAAUGCUAUUUCACCAAACAAAGAUAGACUGACAACAAUAUAUUUAGAUAUGGAAAACACGAGUCCCAAAAUUCACGUAUUUGAAAAUAAUUUAUUGGGUAAUAAAAGUAUGGACAAUUCUGUCGAGGGAAACAAGUCAAUAUCUAGUUCAAUUAAUAAUGGCAGUUUGUAUAAAAAUUCAUCGAGUAAUGAAAUUAAAAGUACCUGCGUCGAAUCUGUUGGAAAUUUUACAUUGCCCAGUAAUCAGGAAUUAAGUUUGUCUAAAAGCAACAGUCCAGGCCAGUCAUCGAUGGAAUUAAAGAAUCAAAAAGAUGGGAAUAAUUCGAUUACCAUUUCUUCUGAAAAUAACAGUAAUAAAUUUUCAAUGGCGAACAAUAAUUCAAGCGGUUUGGGCUUUCAAGUAAAAUUUGAUAAUUUAGAUAAAAGCAAAAUAAAUGCCGAAGAAAAAACAACUUUGGAUUCUACAACAGCUAGUAAUAAUUCAGCAUUGUCUACAUCUACUCAAUUAACGGAAAAAAAUGUACAGAUUAAUGAUGCUACAGAAAAAAAUAAUACUGCUACUGCUCAGAAUGGUAAUUCAACAGCUGUCAAGAGUGGGUUUACUUUUCAAGGUUCAACUCCUACGGGACAAACAAACACGAUUUCAAACACUUUUAAAUUUGGAAUUAAUCAAAAUGGAACUCAAAAUUUCACACAAGAAAAUAAAGACAUCAAAACGUCUGAAAUUACUACAACAACGGGUAAUUUUAACAAUUUCACAAGUACGGCGGUUUCAUCAAACUCUACUACUACUACUUCCACGUCUUUCGUUUUUCCACCAACUGGCAACAGUUCUUUCGUUUCUACGCCUGCAACGAGUUCGCCAUUUUCCAACAAUAAUCAAUUUUUCGAUAAUCAAAAUAAAAACGCAUCGCCGAAACCUAGUUUUACGUUCGGGCAAACCGUAAGUCAACAAAAUUUUUCGUCAGGUAGUGAUAAAAUUGUUAGUAAUAUCAAUACGAGUUCUUCGAACGCGAAUCCCGUGACGAGUAGUACUUUGACGACGAGCACUCAAUUUGUUUUCGGUCAAAAGUCGGGUAAUUUCGAUAAGGUGCAUGAGAGCAUUAAAAAAAGUGAGUCAGGUCAAAGCGAACCAUUAGGAAAUAAUACCUUUUUAACAUCUAAUAAUAAUUCGUUUUCCACCACCACCAACAACAAAAUUCAAGAUACUCCUCAAUCAUCAUCAGUGUCAUUAGACGGUCAUCAAAUCAAACAAUUUCCACCGACUACUAAUAAUACUUUACCCAAUCCUCAAUCUACGGGAAAUUUAAUUUUUUCAAAUUCGAUUCCGAUCUCCAGUCCUUCAAUACAAAAAGAUAAUCCUCCAAAUUCUAAUAAUACUUUGACGAAACCAAUCGUUAGCGAUUCAUUACCUAAAUUACAAUCCAGUUCGACUUUUACUUUCGGUACGAAAACAGGAGAAUUGAAUAAAAAUGAUAAUUUUAAUAAUCCUGUAGGAGACAAUAAUAAUAAUAAUAAUAAGGCAAAGUUAUUUUCAUUUGGUUCUUCGAAUUCUGUUUUGAGUCAAGGAUCGGGGGGAACAACUCAAUCCUUCGACACUGCAACCAGUUCUUCUUCUCCAUUUGGGAUAAAGCCGAGUAAUCCCAAUACUUCUUUACAACAGAAUAAUAACACGUCGAUAUUUUCUCAAAAUACGUCGUCUGCUACCCCGACAAUGUCAAGUAUUACGCAAACAGGAACAACGAUUUUGGGACAAAAUCAAAUGUCGGUUAAUAAUAAUAAUAAAAAUGCUGCUGCUGCGAGUCUUUUCGGUACGAAAACGGAACCGAUUUCGUUCAUGUCUAAUUCGAAUUCGAAUUCGGGAAAUCAAAAUUCUAGUAAUUCACUCGCGGUCAAGGAUAACAUUUUUAGUAAUUCAUCGCUGGCGACGACAAAUAAAUUUAGUCAACCCACCACUUCCGAACCAGGUAGCAGUAAUAAGUUUAGUUUUCAAACCACCGGUUUUGGAUCUCUCGCGACUUCGUCUUCGCCGCCCGUAUUCGGCACGGUUGCCAACCCACAAAUCUCUCUUAAUUUCAAUAGUUCCGCGACGGGUUUCAAUAACGCUUUUAAAACUCAACCUGGUCUCACUUUUGGCGCGACAACCACGACGCAAGCGGCGACAACCGGCGGAUUCGGAAUCAAUUCAUCAUCGCAAAUGCCAACAUUCGGACAACCGUUUGAACAAAAUGCAAAUUCUAAUAAUCGGAACGUGACGCCCAACAACAUUUUUAACUCGAAUAAUACCUUAUCUCAAAACAACUCGACUUCUUCAAGUUUUGCGCCAUCGACUAAUAAUAAUAAUAAUAAUAAUACUUUUAAUGCAACAACUCAAAAUAUAUUCGGACCGAAACCGUUAAACGAACAAGACAAAAGUUUUGGAUCGACGAAUAAAGUUCAGACAGGAGCUUUCGGUACCAAUACGGUUCCAUCGACCCAAAGUCCUUUCACUUUCGGUACUGCCACGUCAAAUUCAAAUCCUUUUCCAUCAUCUUCGUCGAAAACUAGUGGCACGACGGUAUUCACCUUUGGUGCUUCCACUUCAAGUUCUGCAAAUUCUGCGACUAAUUUUGGAAAUUCGUCCACGUCGACGAGUUCGAGUAAUUCUCAAACACCUUUCAUGUUCAACAAUCCGAACAGUGGUGGGAACGUUUUCAAAUUUGGAGCAUCAACGAGUAAAGAAAAUACCGGAUUUGGAAAUGCAAACUCACCGGCGUUCGUGUUCGGUUCUCAAUCCAACAAUAAUAAUAAUAAUAAUACAGGAUUAAAUACCAAACCCUCGACGACGGGUUUCAAUUUCGGGACAGCUCAAUCAUCUCAAUUUAAUUUCGGAUCCACAUCUUCUCCCUCACCGUCGGUAUUCAGUUUUGGUAGUUCCGGAUCAGCAAGUAGUAAUUCGACAUAUAAUUUCGGUACUCCACAGCCAACGGGUGGACCUUUCGCACAGGGAAAUUUAACUCCGUCUUCUACUUUUUCCGCGCCAGGUAUAAAAAAAAUGAAAAAAAAUUUUUUUUUUUUUUUUAUCAUAAUUUUUAAUAGUAAAAUUCAUUGA